This is a messenger RNA of Megalobrama amblycephala (Wuchang bream), 4005 nucleotides long. It is a transcript of the gene ddhd1a, whose product is annotated as DDHD domain containing 1a. NCBI's taxonomy places the organism in Eukaryota, Metazoa, Chordata, Actinopteri, Cypriniformes, Xenocyprididae. Gene Ontology annotation, cellular component: cytoplasm. Gene Ontology annotation, molecular function: glycerophospholipase activity; metal ion binding. The record is from RefSeq and is a predicted model, not a curated record.
UACGUCGGCUGUGACGUAAGCUCGUACACCCUGCACUUGUCAGUGAGCCAGCAGGUCAGUGUAUUUCCCUGCUGCCCUCAGACUGGCUGGAAUAGUGCACAGACUUAUGUUUCUAUUUGUGACACGGACUCAUUUCUGGAUAAACAGAGCGGAAGAGCGUGAUUCUGUGAAAUGACGCGCUCUGGUUGACGGCAGGUUUGCGCGAGCACAAUCCGGUACGUCAGGCAGGAAUCAGACCGGUUCUUCUGCUUUACAUGGUCGCUGUAAAACAGAUACAUAGCAUGACAUACUGUCGGUUAAUGUGCGUUUAAAAGGGAGGUCAGCUCCGGUUGGGACAGCCCCGGGCUCCACGAGCAAGGAGUUAUGAGCAGUCUUACUAAGAAGAAGACACGGUUUAUUAAAAAUCCUGGCAAUAAACUGUCUUUUGGCAAUAGAGACUGGAACGAUGACUUCAUCAGCCUCUACGACGAGUCCUUUGGGAGAAGGAUGUACGGAUUGCAGCCAAACAAGGACAGACACCCUUCACCACGGGACGGAAUGACGCUGAGGCUCAAAAGUCCUGCCUCGGACGUCCUUCCUAGAGACCAUCUGGACCUGAGCACAACUUCUGUCAUCAGCUACCUCCACAGCGGCAAUACCAAUUACUGCACGAGCCCGGCCUCGGACUACCACGAAAACGACCGUCUGCUGGACAUCCGGAAACGCUCCAGCUCUUCCAGACGCCGGUUCGAGGUGGUCACCGAGCUGGGACCGGAGGAAGUCAGGUGGUUUUACAAAGAGGACAAAAAGACAUGGAAGCCCUUCAUGGGACACGACUCUCUCCGGAUAGAAUUCAUGUACCGCAGAUUCUGCGAGCUGAACCCGGAGAGCGGCCGUGCCGGAGAGGAGAUCCUCAAAGACGGAGGCGAACCGUCGCUGGAGACGCGUGAGCCCAGCGAGGAGACGUGUGAAAGCGUUGACGUCGCUAUAGAAGCCGUGUGUGUCCGAGGAGGACUCUAUGAAGUGGACGUGAGAAACAAAGAGUGCUAUCCGGUGUACUGGAAUCAACAGGAGUGCAUCCCUGUCAUGAGAGGCCAGUGGUUCAUUGACGGCACAUGGACGCCUGUAGAGGAGGACGAGAGCGACCUCAUAGAGAAAGAACACCUGGCUUGUUUCCGAGGACAACAGGUACAGGACGCUUUUGAGACUGACGCGCUGGCCAAGACUGUGGACAGGAAAGAUGUUCUUUCCCACUUCCCCCCAUUCUACCUCCCCUUUCUAUUCAAAUGGAGCGGAUAUCAGACGAGUGCUAAAAGUCACAAGCGAAAGCGAUGUCAAGCCAUUCACAGUCUGCAGUUGAGCCGCAGUCAUGUCGACUGGUACAGCGAUGAUGAGGUGUAUCUGUACAGCGACGCCACCACGUCUAAGAUUGCUCGCACGGUCACACAGAAGCUGGGCUUCUCUAAAGCCUCCAGCAGUGGCACUAGACUGCACCGCGGUUAUGUGGAGGAGGCCUCGCUGGAUGAUAAACCUCCUCAGACCACACACGUUGUGUUUGUGGUUCAUGGCAUUGGACAGAAGAUGGACAAGGAUCGCAUCAUCAAAAACACUGGCAUGCUGCGGGAAGCUGUGAGGAAGAUGGAGGAGAAGCACUUUGCUGAGCAAACAGAGGAGCAUGUGGAGUUCCUGCCGGUCGAGUGGCGCUCUAAACUCGCUUUGGACGGCGACACAGUGGAGUCUAUCACACCAGAUAAGGUGAGAGGCCUGAGAGAUUUACUCAACAGCAGCGCCAUGGACAUCAUGUACUACACCAGCCCUCUCUACAGAGACGAGAUCACUAAGGGUUUGACGCAGGAGCUCAACCGCCUGUAUUCUCUCUUCUGCUCACGAAACCCUGAAUUUGAGAAGAAAGGCGGCAAAGUGUCCAUCAUCUCCCACUCUCUGGGCUGCGUGAUCACCUUCGACAUCAUGACCGGCUGGGAUCCUGUGCGCUUCUGUCUGCAAGAACAUCACGACCAGCUGCUGGGCGACGAUUUACACUGGACGAGUUGAGAGCGCCACCUGCUGGAGGAAGUGCAACUAACCAGACAAAGGUUACGAGAACUGCAAGAUCAGCUUCAGGGCCUGAAGGCAUCGACACCUGCACCCUUCCCUACGUUGAAGUUUAAGGUGGAGAACUUCUUCUGCAUGGGCUCUCCUCUGGCUGUGUUCCUGGCUCUGAGAGGGAUUCGGCCCGGAAACACCGGUGACCAGGACCACAUCAUGCCCAAAUCCAUCUGCCGACGCCUCUUCAACAUCUUCCACCCAACCGAUCCUGUGGCCUAUCGACUGGAGCCUCUUGUUUUAAAGCACUAUAGCAAUAUUGCACCUGUCCAAAUACACUGGUGUAACACUAUCAAUGCCACUCCAUAUGAUGAGAUCAGACCCACAUAUAUAAACGUCAGUAAGGACGUAGCGUCCGACACGGAGAACGGCCCCAGCACCUCACCUGUCCUGGCCAGUAGUUACUACGGAGAGUCCAUCACCAACCUGGGCAAGGCCAGCAUACUAGGUGCUGCGAGUCUUGGAAAGGGCAUCGGCGGGAUUUUAUUCUCCCAUUUCUCUCGCUCACCCAGCCUGCCGUCAACCGGGGAUUCUGGGAUGGGUGACAGUGAGGACAGCCAAAGCACUUUUGCAUAUUCAGCCAUAUCUCCAUCCUCUUCCUCCUCUUUAUUUGAUGCAGCAGUUGAGAUGGAGCAUCGCAUGGACUUUGAGCUUCGGGAGGGUUUGGUGGAGAGCCGCUAUUGGUCAGCUGUGACCUCACACACGGCCUAUUGGACCUCCCACGACGUCGCCCUGUUCCUCCUGACAUUCAUAUACAAACAACAGAGCACAGACCAGGCAGGAAACACCUCACACAAUAAAGACUGAUCCAUCCUAGGACACUUUAAAGAACACUUGGUGCCUCUGAGUUUCUCUCCGAAGCCUUCCGUACGGACAGAGGCUGGACUAUGCAAAGCUGCAUUAUUAAGAAAAUGUAAUAUUUUUUAUAUUAUAUAAGUCCAAAGAAGAUCCGUAGGAAGUAUAUGCAGCAGACACGCACAGACAUUCAUGCAGCUCUAGGGCUCAAAUCAGUGUCUUUAAUUGGUCAGCAGAACAUGAUAAACCCCUAAUAAUGACCGGCACUUAUUGAAAUGUGUACGUUUUAUAGAUAUAUUUGUUUUGACCUGAGAAAUCAAUGUCUGUUUAAUGCAAUAACAUGUUUAACAAUAUGCAUAACUAAAUGUUUAUUGUUAACACGGUUGUAUUUUAUGCAGAAGGGUUCGUCGUGACCUCACAACUAGAUAAUUUAUUUAUUUUAUUGAUGUGCACAUGAUUCUGAAUGAUUAUGGAUGGCUUGGGAAGAGAUUUCCACUUGCUGCUGGCACAGUUUUUAUAGCCAAAUCAUUCCAUCAUCGAAUCUCACAAAACUCGGCAUGGGCUGCAAUCUGUUUGGGGAAGAUUGUCCCUUCACUCGUACUAUAGUUUGUGUGUUUUUUAUGUGCCACAAAUAACAACACUAUUAACAUGUAGACACUAGCUCACGGAAAACAUGGUAUUUAGGCUAGACUCUAUAGAUGUCAUGUCUGCAGGGUAAGACGCGAUGGGGCUCAAGACUGUUCUGUCGUGUAGUUUCAUGUUCCUGUUUCUUUGUUUAUAUGUUCAUAAAGGUCACAUGUUUAUGAAAUGUGUCGAUGCUACUGAUACUGGUGUUUAGUUCAUCUGUUCACCUGCACUUUAAGAGCAGAAAUGUCCAAGAUGUAAAGGAGAAUAAGAAGUGAAUUGGCUUAGAUUGAGACUGGCAUGGGUGGCAUUAUCUGUAUUUUUUUAUUUUACCCAUUAGACCUGUGUUUCCCAACCUGUUUUUGUCUUAUGUAUCCCACGUGCCCAUCAUAAACUUUAUCCACUACAGAAACGUGUUCCUAUUAAUUCAUCUUACACUGGAUCUGUUACUGUUAUUAAACUGGCUAUUUUUAUUUAUAAAUGAAAUCAUUCAACAGUUGUAAA